UCGGGUUUACGGGUCAAGGUUAAGUCCGUUAAUUCCGGGUUUUAACCGAAAACCCGACCGGUUUUCACCUUCUCCUCUACGGUUAUGCUACUUCUGCAGUGAUAUCAUCAUCACCAGUCUCUCUAGUUAAAACCCGACCCGUUUCCAGGUUUUGGAUCCAAAACCGGCGACGAGGAUAGCUCCGGUCAUGGACUUCUCUACAGCGACGACGACGACUACUUCUACGUCUACGGCGACGAACGGUUUCAGUUCGCCGCGUGACUCUUCUUUCCCUUCGAGCUUCACUAAGUUUAACUCCGCUUUAACGGCGGGUCUUCUGAAUCCGAUGUCUCCUCCUCCGCCUCCGGCGAUGCUCGACAAGACGCGGUCAAGUCCGACGCUAUUCGAGAUGAUGGCUAGUGAAGCUGAUACCAUAGGGAGAGUUCCGGUUCAGAUCCAGAACGGCGUGCUUCCGUCUUCGAAUUCGUCGUCGUCGUCUUCUUCGGCGGCGGCUUUGGCUGCGAGGACGGCGAAUGGGAAUCAUCUCGUCAUUUCCGCUCAGGAUAAGCAGGCGCUUGCAAUGCAGCGGAUUUCGGAUCUUCUGUUGAUUCGGAGCCCCGGGAAUCAGUUUAACGACCCGACUUCGAGUGACGUCAAGCUUACUCUGAGCUCUAAGGACGGGAUUAGCAUCACGAUGUGCGUGCACAGGCAGAUUCUUGUAGCUCACAGUAGGUUUUUCGCUAUGAAAUUGUCGGAUCGAUGGUCGAAGCAGCAGCUGCCGCCUUCGUCUUCUCCGUACAUUGUCGAGAUCUCAGAUUGUGAUGACGUUGAGGUGUAUAUCGAGACGCUGAUGCUAAUGUACUCUAGGGAUCCAAGGAAGAAGAUGAUGAGACAGGACGUGUCUAGAGUUCUUGGUAUUUUGAAGGUUUCAGCAGCAAUUGGAUUUGAUGCAGGUGUACUGUCAUGUCUGGAGUACUUGGAAGCAGCACCAUGGUCUGAGGAUGAAGAAUACAGGAUUGCUUCAUUGUUGUCUGAGCUACACCUUGAAAACGUUGGGGCAACAGAGGUUCUGAGAAGGGUUUCUGUAGAAGCUAGCAGUGGUAACAGUACAAGUAAUGGUGGCAGCAACGAUGAGGUGCUUCUAAAUCUUUUGCAUAUAGUUCUUGAGGGCAAAGACGAGAAAGCGAGGCGUGACAUGAAAACCCUUGUUUCCAAAAUGCUUAGAGAGAACUCGUCUGGAAAUGAUCUUAGGAAAGAGUCGUUGUACUUGGCUUGUGACGGGUGUUUGCAUAAGCUUAAGCGGCAGUUUCUACAAGCAGCAGAGUCUGAUUUGGAGAAUGUAGAUCAGAUAGCAAGACAAGCGGAUAAUCUGCAUUGGAUUUUGGACAUUUUGAUAGAUAGACAGAUCGCAGAGGAUUUUCUGGUGAUGUGGGCUUCUCUUUCUGAGCUAUCACAGGUGCAUGCUAAGGUUCCCGUGGUUCACAGGUUUGAGAUUAGUAGAGUAACAGCAAGGAUCUUUGUUGGUAUUGGAAAGGGGCAAAUUCUGACACCAAAGGAAGUGAGGUGUUUGUUGCUGAGGAACUGGUUGACACCUUUCUAUGAUGAUUUUGCGUGGAUGAAGAGAGCGUCAAAAGGGCUUGAUCGGUAUCUAAUCGAGGAUGGUUUAAGCAGUACCAUUCUCACUCUACCUCUUGCCUGGCAACAAGAGUUCUUCCUAGCUUGGUUUGAUCGGUUCCUGAAUUCGAAUGAAGACUGUCCCAAUAUGCAGAGAGGCUUUGAAGUUUGGUGGAGACGGGCGUUCUGGAGAAGGAAAGAACAGAGUCAAGAGCCUGCUCGGCUAAGAAUCAUAGCUUCAGCCACUGAAAACGCUUGAGAGAUCAUUCAGGUUUGCUUAACCACUGUGUUUGCUUUCUGGCAAGAGGAUCACACGAUGAGGAGGAAGAUGAAUGUAAACCGAAAAGAGAAGGUAAUGUGAGAUCUUGGACUCGAGAUUGGCAAUGAUGAUUGGAGUUAUGUAAGCUUUAUCGGAUUUUAAUACCUCGAUCUUGGUUAGAAUUAGUUUGAUACAGGUUUUGCAUGAACUUGAUCGUUGGAAGUAGUUUUCAUUUUGAUGAGACGGAGCUCGUUUUGUACAUCUCUCUGAACCCAUUUUAAUCUCCAAUUUCUCUACUUUU
Messenger RNA from Eutrema salsugineum, 2153 nucleotides. RefSeq names its product BTB/POZ domain-containing protein At1g63850. NCBI's taxonomy places the organism in Eukaryota, Viridiplantae, Streptophyta, Magnoliopsida, Brassicales, Brassicaceae. Bases 188 to 1852 code for a protein of 554 amino acids. The record is from RefSeq and is a predicted model, not a curated record. The transcript has 2 exons. Gene Ontology annotation, molecular function: protein binding.